Mesorhabditis spiculigera is the source of this 339-nucleotide messenger RNA. Lineage: Eukaryota; Metazoa; Nematoda; Chromadorea; Rhabditida; Rhabditidae. The record is from the annotation of a GenBank genome assembly.
AUGAAUCCACAAGGAGCACCGGGCCAGGGGCCAUCACAGGAUCCGCAAAAAGCUCGCGAGAUGGCCGAAAAGCAGGAGAAUGCUGUGAAUCAAAUGCUAUCUCAGAUUCUCGACCAAGCCGCGCUAGUACGAUUGACGAACUUGGCGGCUGCGAAGCCCGAAAAGGCAAAAAUGGUGGAACAGACGAUUAUUAAUAUGGCGCGGCGUGGCCAACUCGCUGGAAAAAUGAGUGAUGAUGCGUUGAAAAGUCUUUUAGAGAAGGUCUCUGAACAAACAUCGCGCACCACCACUGUAAAGUUUGAUCGCCGUCGUGCAGCUCUCGAUUCGGACGAUGACUAC